GACGUCAUAUCAAUCAGCGGUCGCUGGGCAGUAGCAGCAUUAUCGUCUGGAGCGGGCGACGAUGGUCCUCAUCAAGGAGUACCGUGUGGUUUUACCCUGUAGCGUUGAGGAGUAUCAAGUGGGACAGUUGUUCUCAGUAGCUGAAGCCAGUAAAAAUGAGACUGGUGGUGGGGAGGGCAUCCAGGUACUCAAGAACGAGCCCUACGAAAAAGAUGGCGAGAAAGGACAAUAUACACACAAAAUCUACCACCUUCAGAGUAAAGUCCCAUCUUUUGUCAAGAUGUUAGCCCCUGAAGGCUCCCUGGUAUUCCAUGAAAAAGCCUGGAAUGCUUACCCCUACUGCAGAACCAUUAUGAAAGACAAUUUCUUUAUCAAGAUCGAGACCUGGCACAAACCAGACCUCGGAACUCAAGAAAAUGUUCACAAACUAGACAGUUCUACGUGGCAAAAUGUAGCUGUUGUGCCCAUCGACAUUGCAGACAGAAUGCAAGUGUCCAAUGCUGACUACAAGCCAGAUGAAGACCCUGCCAAGUUCAAGUCGGUGAAGACCGGCAGGGGACCCCUCGGGCCCACCUGGAAGAAAGAGCUGGUUAGUAAGACUGACUGCCCGAGGAUGUGCGCUUACAAACUGGUCACAGUUAAGUUCAAGUGGUGGGGCCUGCAGACCAAAGUGGAGAACUUCAUCCACGAACAAGAGAAAAGGAUCUUCAAUAACUUCCACCGUCAGCUCUUCUGCUGGAUUGAUAAGUGGGUGGAGCUGAGCAUGGAUGAUAUCCGGCGGAUGGAGGCAGAGACACAGAAGGAGUUGGACGAGCUUCGCAAAAAGGGUGAAAUACGAGGAACCAGCGCUGCAGAAGAUUGAAACGGCAGAUUUUAAACAUCCACGAUGCCUGAAGCAGUGGAGACUGCUAACAGGGUUCUUUUGGUGCCACUUUUACUUUUCCCUGAACUGAUUCAGGCUGUGGAGGAGGGGGGGGGUGCUCAGCUACCUACAAUCAAUAGAGCAGAUCCCUGACUUCAACCCAAUCAUAGACAUUCUAUACACUGAUGAAUUGAUUUCUAGAAACCAACACGAUCCUAGCUGAUAAGACUCUGGUUAAUUUUGAUCUCCUGGGCAGAGGUAGGCCAACUACAAGCCCCGGCCUUCAAGAGAUAUGAAGAGGAGCUUCUCACAAACAGAGAUUUAUUUUCUUACAAAAGCAAAUUCAUCGGCUUGAUUCCACUGUGGCAGAUGUUGGACCAAAUAUUUCCCCUUUUUAUUGUUUCGAUUUUCCUUUUUUGUUCAUGUUCUCUCCAAAACAUUCCUCCGCAGAUGAUGCCCUGUCUGACCUCUCUUUGUCUCCGUCUUGGUUUUAACUGUAUACACACAGUGGCUCAGUGGUUUGCAUUCCCCAGGAUGAGUCUGUCUGUUUGUCAUACUCGUGUUCCUUCCUGCCACAGCCUCCAUUAAGAGAUUACUAACACCCAAGGCGCCUUGGCCUAUUGUAACCCUCCCCCCAUCACCCAAUCUCACUCAAAGCGCUGCAUCUUAUUAACACUGACAAUCAUGCCCGUACAGGUAUUCAUUCUCACACCGUUUUUAUAGAAACCAACACACACACGCACAUGUGCCACAUUUCCAUCACGCACAUGAAGAUAAACAUGUGAAUUCACCCUCACAUGCACACUCUCACAGGUGUGGAUGCCUUUGCCGUGACUGAUGCCUUGAAAGCUCAAGCUGGGCAGAUCCAUGCAAGCUCGCUCUGCUAAAGAUGGUUACUUUGGAAGUGUUUACAGCCCCCCUCCUCCCCACCACCACGCUCUCAGACACUCCCUAUUCUGGAGACACUCGCACAGGAAACAUGCAACACAACAUUCACCUCCCAAACAGCUGUCCCCAGAGCAAAAACUGCACUGAAAAACAGCCACAGAUGGUGCUACACCCCUCCAGCCUCUGUCACAAGCCAAACUGCAGCAUGCCUCCACCUCACCCUGCCCACCCCAGAGGCCCGGCUCGCUCAUCUAGGUCUCUUAGGUUUACGCUCCUUUCUGGGUGUGUUUACAGAUUCCCCACAGCCUUACCAGAGCCCGGUCAACACCAGUACCGCACACUGCUUGCCAGAAUCUUCAACUUUUGUACCUGUUGGACCUAUUAGCCCUACUGUACCUCUGCUGCCAGCUGUUGCUCUAGCUACCUCCCUUAUUUCUGACUUGCAAUUUUUCCUGACACCUUAAGGUUAGCUCUCGCUAUUAGCUGCUACUUGUUGGGAGUGAAUCAUGGCAGACAAAGCUUUAUGAGCAAAUGGUUUGUGAGGACUUCUACGUCCUUCGUUCGUCUUCUUGUUUUGUGAUUAUGUGUCACAGCGCCUGAGGAAGUGCAAUUCCUUCAGUAAGUUGAGCAGCCUGUUGUUACCGCACAUUUUUACAUCUUUUCCUCACAUCCACAGUUUGAGGAAUACGCCAUAUUAAUGACAUUUUAAUCCCAAUAGUGCACUUCUUCCCCUUAUCCUACAGCAUCAUGCCUUCAGUAUUGAUUAUCACAAGUGUUGCAUACAUUUUUAGUACAGGUUGUUUCCCCAUUACAUCCUCCUGUGGGUUUUUUGUAGGGGUAUUUGUGUCCCAUCAAUGUCUUAAAUUGUUCAACAGGAAUCCAGGGUUUGUUUUUAAGAGGUCUACUUUCUAUACUUUUUCUUGCGAGACAAACGUGUAAUAAAAUCCUCUAGGUUCAACAAUUUCAAUGUUUUUGUAUUCUCUAAACUGUAUGAGGAAAUGUGACCACUUCCUCGUGAAUGGUUAUUGGCUUGUCCAAAGAGUGUGAAUGGAUAUCUGGUGUGUUUACAUAAAGUCAGCAGUCGUAGGCUGCAAGUAUAGGAAAGUUUAAGAGUUAUUGUUUGAAGAAACAUUUUUAAUAACAACACAAUCAUCUCAGGUGACCAGAAUGACACGAGGAUAUUUUUGAUAUUGUUACUCAGUUGCCUCAAACUAUUCACUUUCUUUCACUGUGCCAUAUGCUUUGUGGUGUAAUGUAGUAUUACAGUGUCUAUAUGAUGGGAAGUGGUUUUAAUUUGCCCUGUUCUUCUAUAUCACAGUAUGAGACAGCCAGUUUGACUUUGUAUCUACUCUGGGACUGUAUGCAUAUGUCUCAAAGAGCGUAAAGUGUGAAACAAUUGGUCUUCAGUGUAAUCAAUGUGGGCAAGUCUAUCUUAAUGAUCCCCGCUAUCUGCCAAAUAGAGCACCGAGCAUCUAGAGAGAACGGGCUAAAUCAAUGGGUUGCCAUCUACCAAGGCAGUGAUAUAUUCACAAUGCUACUGUACAGUCUAAUCCUAAUUUAUGAAAUCUAUAACUGCUUCAUUCCUGAUCUAUUUGUUUUUAAAUGUUUCUGAUCAGCUUUGAAAUUCAGGGGACACGGUAGUGAAUGUAUGAUACUUGUGCCUUUUCUCUGUGUAGACUUUUUUUGUGCCAUUAAGUCUACAUAUUGUACCUAAAUAUCAAAUAAAUGUUGUCCAGAAAAUAUA
This is a messenger RNA of Labrus bergylta (ballan wrasse), 3494 nucleotides long. The record is from RefSeq and is a predicted model, not a curated record. Lineage: Eukaryota; Metazoa; Chordata; Actinopteri; Labriformes; Labridae.